GCAGAGUCCCUGUUAGAUUCUCCCUGGCCCCGAUACUGCGGACCUCUUUCCAGUUUGUCUCUCUCAACGUUCUUUAAGGCUGAGUGUGAAGAUGAGGGUGUGGAUCAUCUUUCUCCUGUGCCUGGCUGGCAAGGCCUUGGCCGCUCCGACUGAAGAGGAGCCAGUUGUUGAGGAGACGGAGGUGGGAGCUAACCCAGUCCAGGUCGAGACUGGAGAGUUUGAUGAGGCCAUUGAGGUGGAGGAGGAGGUUGUCACAGAAACCGAGAACCCCUGCCUGAACCACCACUGCAAGAAGGGCAAGGUGUGUGAGGUUGAUGACAGCAACACCCCCAUGUGUGUGUGCCAGGAUCCCUCUACCUGCCCCUCCUCUGUGGGAGAGUUUGAGCACGUGUGUGGCACAGACAACAAGACCUACGACUCCUCUUGCCACUUCUUUGCCACAAAGUGCACCCUGGAGGGAACUAAGAAGGGUCGCAAGCUGCACCUGGACUACAUUGGUCCCUGCAAAUACAUUGCCCCCUGUGUGGACAAUGAGUUGAACGAAUUUCCCCUGCGCAUGAGGGACUGGCUGAAGAACGUGCUGGUGACCCUGUAUGAGCGUGAUGAGGACCACAACCUGCUGACUGAGAAGCAGAAGCUCAGGGUGAAGAAGAUCUACGAGAAUGAGAAGAGGCUGCACGCUGGCGACCACUCCCUGGACCUGCUGGCCCACGACUUCGAGAAGAACUACAACAUGUACAUCUUCCCCGUGCAUUGGCAGUUCGGCCAGCUCGACCAGCACCCCAUCGAUGGGUAUCUGUCCCACACUGAGCUGGCUCCCCUGCGCGCCCCCCUCAUUCCCAUGGAGCACUGCACCACCCGCUUCUUUGAGCAGUGCGAUGCCGACAACGACAAGUACAUCGCCCUGGAGGAGUGGGCCGACUGCUUCGGCAUCAAAGAGCAGGAUGUGGACAAGGACCUUGUCAUCUAGGCUCAGCAGCAGCUCUGCGUUUACUGAAGUGGAAUAGGUGCAAACUCCUAGAUUAAAAAAAGACAAAAUAACGGUGCUAAACUCCUUAUUGACUUAACUAUACCACUAAAAAAUUAUAAAAGAUGUGCACACUUUAAAUUAACGUUCACAAAAACAGAUCAAAGGAGCAUCUAGUCCUUUUUAUUUUGUUUGGGUUAAUUAGAUUCGUUUUUCAAGCUGAAAUGUAAUGUAGCACCAGUUUACUGUAUAGAGAAAGACUGUUUAGUAACAUAGCUGGUUGUGCUGUUGGACCAUGUAUGUUGGGAACAGAUAUGAGAUGAAUUAUUGACAAUACACAAAUUAUUGAACAAUUACAACAAUUUGUAUUGGAUACAAAAAUGCAGUGAUUUUUUCCAUAGU
This is a messenger RNA of Megalops cyprinoides (Indo-Pacific tarpon), 1369 nucleotides long. RefSeq names its product SPARC-like. Gene Ontology annotation, biological process: anatomical structure development. Lineage: Eukaryota; Metazoa; Chordata; Actinopteri; Elopiformes; Megalopidae. The record is from RefSeq and is a predicted model, not a curated record. Gene Ontology annotation, molecular function: extracellular matrix binding; calcium ion binding; protein binding. The transcript is spliced from 10 exons. Bases 92 to 970 code for a protein of 292 amino acids.